Microthlaspi erraticum is the source of this 1419-nucleotide messenger RNA. NCBI's taxonomy places the organism in Eukaryota, Viridiplantae, Streptophyta, Magnoliopsida, Brassicales, Brassicaceae. The record is from the annotation of a GenBank genome assembly.
AUGAACGAGAAAGCCAACGUCUCUAAGGAGCUUAAUGCCCGGCAUAGAAAGAUUCUUGAAGGGCUUCUUAAACAUCCAGAAAACAGAGAAUGUGCUGACUGCAAAACAAAGGGUCCAAGAUGGGCUAGUGUUAAUUUAGGUAUUUUUAUCUGCAUGCAAUGUUCUGGAAUUCACAGGAGUCUCGGAGUACACAUAUCAAAGGUUCGAUCUGCCACUUUGGACACAUGGCUCCCCGAGCAGGUUGCAUUUAUUCAGUCAAUGGGAAAUGACAAAGCAAAUAGUUACUGGGAAGCUGAGCUACCCCCAAACUAUGAUAGAGUUGGAAUUGAGAAUUUCAUACGUGCAAAGUAUGAAGAGAAGAGAUGGGUUGCUAGAGGUGAAAAGGCUAGAUCACCCCCAAGAUUCGAGCAGGAGCGGCGGAGGUCUGUGGAGAGAAGUGGGCCUGGAUAUGAGCAUGGGCACAGUAGCAGCCCUGUAAAUUUGUUUGAGGAGAAGAAAACUAUCCAAGCAUCUAGAGCAAGAAAUAGUACUGCUGCAACGAGGAUAAGACUUCCCGUGCCGCCCCAAGGACCUGAUCAGGUUAUAAAGCCACAACAGAAAAUAGAACCUGCAGCUGCUCCCGUGGAGACGACGAAACCAGCAGUAAAUGUUGCACCAGCACCAGAUCCUCCAAAGGUGGACUUUGCUACUGACCUCUUCAACAUGCUAUCAAUGGAUGAGCCAACUGCAAAUACCUCAGAGGCAGCUCCUGCUGAUGAUAACUCAUGGGCUGGCUUUCAGUCGGCUGGAAGUGGUCAAGCGGCAGAGAAAACUGUCACAGCGAAACCUGAUGAGAGCAGUUCUCCUCCAGCUACUGGGAUUGAGGAUUUGUUUAAAGACACACCUAAUUUAACAUUCCAUCAAGCACCACAGAAAGAUGUGAAAGGCGAUAUCAUGAGCCUAUUUGAGAAGACGAAUAUAGUGUCGCCUUUUGCCAUGCAUCAGCAACAGGUUGCUAUGCUUGCUCAGCAGCAAGCUCUUUACAUGGCUGCAGCAAAAGCUGCAGGAGGAGCCACUCCAAACGGCGUGAAUCAACAACAACAAGCUGUAGCUAAUGCUCUCAACUUAGCGUCUGCCAAUUGGUCGAACACUGGCUACCAGAUCCCCGGAAUGACUAACCCUGUAGGUGGUCAAGCUGAUCUCCAUAAACUUAUGCAAAACAUGAACGCAAACAUGAACAUGAGACCCGCGCAACCGCAAGAGAACACUCUUCAAUAUCCAAGUUUCUACACGACGGGGCAAGUUAAUUCCGGGGCAAAUGGUAUGACCCCAAGCUCAUCAACGGCGGCGGCGCAACCAACGAGCAACACACCGUCUUCUCAAUCAGGCAAAGACUUUGAUUUCUCUUCCUUGAUGGAUGGAAUGUUCACAAAACAUUGA